AUGGGGAGGUACACGAAUCUUCUGCUUAUCGUCGCCGCUGCGGCCGGCACGGCAGCGGGAGUGUACCUCCUUCGGCGCUACUACUGCUGCCAAAAAAAGAAGACGGACCGCGAUGACGUCUCGUCGAAAGAAAUUUCAGCAGUUUCGACUAAGGAGCUGAUCGAUCGGUUAAGGGAGGAGUGCAGCACGAGCAAGGAGAAGCUGCUGCAGAUCGCAGCGGACAUGAAGGCGGAAAUGGUUUCUGGACUCAGGAGCACGCAGGGAAGCACGCUCAAGAUGCUUCCUUCCUACGUCGACCAACUCCCUGAUGGCUCGGAGAAGGGCGUGUUCUAUGCGCUGGACCUGGGCGGGACCAACUUCCGCGUGCUGCGAGUACCUCUGCUGGGGAGGGACGGUGGAAUCGGCAAGGUGGACUCAGAGGGUGCCUCCAUCAGCCCCGAGCUCAUGACCGGCACCACUGAGGCCCUAUUUGACUACAUUGCGUCGAGGCUGGCGGCGUUCGUAGCAAAGGAGGAGGAGGAGUUCAAGCCAGCAGAGGGCAAGCACAGGGAGCUAGGAUUCACUUUCUCGUUCCCAUGUGACCACACAGCUAUCAACGCUGGGAGGCUUAUCAAGUGGACCAAAGGAUUCAACAUCCCUGAAACUGAAGGGAGGGACGUGGUCCAGGUUCUAGAGGAAGCUCUUGAACGGCAGAAGCUUGACAUGAAAGUCUCGGCACUGGUGAACGAUGCAGUGGGCACACUGGCAGGAGCACGGUUUGUGGAGUCAGAUGUGAUGCUGGGGGUCAUCCUAGGCACGGGGUCCAACGCUUGCUACGAGGAGAUCCAGGACAUGAGCGUCAGGCAAACCGGCCAUCCUCCAGCCUCUGGCCGCAUGGUGAUCAACAUGGAGUGGGGCAACUUCUGGUCCGGCCAUCUGCCUGUCACGGAAUACGAUGACCUUCUUGACUCCAAGAGCGCCAACUGCGGCCAGCAGCGCUACGAGAAGAUGAUAUCCGGCAUGUAUGUGGGGGAGGUGGUGCGCCUGACUCUGCUAGACAUUGCUCAGAAGUCAAAGCUGUUUGGCGAAACUGUCCCCGCCAAGUUGCUCCAACCCAACUCCCUCCCGACGCCCAAAGUGGCCAUCAUUCACGAGGACACCACUUCAGACCUCUCCAAAGUUGGAUCUGUGCUUGCAGACGCUCUUGAGCUCCCAGACACAUCGUUGCCACAGCGCCAGGCAGUGCAGGAGGUGAGCCGCAUCUUUGGCGAGAGAGGCGCCCGUCUUGUGGCCGCUGGGAUCGUGGGUGUGCUGCAGAAGCUAGGGCGUGAUGGGAAGGCCCAGCCAAGCACAGGAGAAGCAGCAGCUAUUGAUGGGGAAGCGGCAGGAGGAGAAGCAGGAGCACCAGGAGCAGAGGCAGGGGCAGGUCUGGGGCAUGUGCCGAGGACAGUGGUAGCAGUGGACGGGGGUAUGUACGAGCAUUACACUCCGUUCCGCGAGGGAAUUCACGAGACGCUCAAGGAGCUGCUUGGCGAAGAGGUGGCGGGGUUUGUGAGCAUGAAGCUGUCGAAGGAUGGAUCGGGGAUCGGUGCUGCUUUGCUGGCCGCCUCGCAUUCCGCUUAUAAAGAGUGA
Closterium sp. NIES-65 is the source of this 1611-nucleotide messenger RNA. The record is from the annotation of a GenBank genome assembly. Lineage: Eukaryota; Viridiplantae; Streptophyta; Zygnematophyceae; Desmidiales; Closteriaceae.